AUGGCGUUCAUUUGGUUGGGUGGAUGGCAUGGAUAUGGACAACCAGCUAGGAAGCAUAUUCCUCUCAGAUGCUGGCUGAGCAAAUCCCAGAAAUUUGGCCGGACGAGGACACAAAGGAAGAGGACUUGUGACUUUGCAAAGCUGAGGUAUGUGGAUAACAAAGGAGAUGAGCCGUACCUAAACAAAACUCUUGAGCAUUAUAAUGAGAUGGUUACAAUCUAUGGCAAUGGUAUGGCUACUGGAGAUUAUGCAAAGGGCUCAAGUGAACCACUAGCCACUGAUUUCGUGGAUGUUGAAGAUGAUGAACCUGCCAAUGCUAAUGCUACACCACCUCCUAACGAAGAAGUUACUCAUUCAUACAAUGUUGGUGAGUCAUCUGCCUCUAGGCCCUCAAAAAGGACAAAGACAACACAAUAUGAGGAACAAGGCUUAGGACCAACACUUGUAGCUGUGGUCAUAGAGAAGAAUGUUAGCAACGACAACACCCCCGAGGGUCUUUGGGAUAACAUGAAGACACUUCCAACAUUUGGUAGGGAUUUUCUUGCUCAGUACUACGCCUAUUUGGUUGAAAAUCUACGAAUUGCUAGGGCAUUCCACACCUUGGAUCAUGAUGAGAAGAUGGUUUGGGUUGCUAGGUAUGUUAGAAAUAACAUUCCUUCUCACCCCGAGGCUAACCCUCAUGAAUGA
This is a messenger RNA of Brachypodium distachyon (stiff brome), 687 nucleotides long. RefSeq lists its product as uncharacterized. Lineage: Eukaryota; Viridiplantae; Streptophyta; Magnoliopsida; Poales; Poaceae. The record is from RefSeq and is a predicted model, not a curated record. Bases 1 to 687 code for a protein of 228 amino acids. The transcript is spliced from 3 exons.